This is a messenger RNA of Pistacia vera, 787 nucleotides long. RefSeq names its product transcription elongation factor SPT4 homolog 2. The coding region runs from base 307 to 657 and encodes 116 amino acids. The transcript has 6 exons. NCBI's taxonomy places the organism in Eukaryota, Viridiplantae, Streptophyta, Magnoliopsida, Sapindales, Anacardiaceae. Gene Ontology annotation, molecular function: zinc ion binding; RNA polymerase II complex binding. Gene Ontology annotation, biological process: regulation of transcription elongation by RNA polymerase II; positive regulation of DNA-templated transcription, elongation; chromatin organization. Gene Ontology annotation, cellular component: nucleus; DSIF complex. The record is from RefSeq and is a predicted model, not a curated record.
UAUUUUAUUUUAUUUUAAAUCUUUUACAUUCUAAAACUCCUGUUCUCCUUCAUCUCCAAAUCCCUAGCUCUUCUUUCUCUCAAAAAUCGACAUCAGCCGAUCACGGCGACAGCCAUCGACCGAGAAACUAAGGAAUCCGCUCCGUGAAGCCGUGUCCGAGAAAACAAGGAAGCUGUCGUCUGCGUCGUCGCCUGAGAACACAGAGUGAACUCCGGUUUAUGUCUAGCGCAGCCGUCAAGCUUCAACAGAUCUUGAAAUAACUGGAAAGAAGCCUUUAGUCUCCAGUAGUUUAGGCUUGUGGAAACAAUGGGAAGCGCACCAGCACAAAUACCAACAAGUUUCGGCCACGAGCUUAGAGCUUGCUUGCGUUGCCGCCUUGUCAAAACUUACGAUCAGUUUAGAGAAUCGGGAUGUGAGAACUGCCCGUUCUUUAAGAUGGAUGAAGAUCACGAGCGUGUUGUUGAUUGUACUACUCCUAAUUUUAAUGGGAUAAUAUCAGUCAUGGAUCCUACUAGAAGUUGGGCUGCUCGCUGGUUGCGAAUUGGAAGAUUUGUCCCUGGUUGCUACACUCUUGCUGUCUCAGAGGCACUCCCAGAGGACUUGCAGAACUUAUGUGAAGAUGAGCGUAUCCAAUAUGUUCCUCCAAAACGUGUAUGAUUGAGAAUUUGACGAUUGGUUUUCUGUAAUGUUAAAAUUUUCUGGAGUAUAAUCUAAUGAACGAAUAUGCCUCUGGAACAACUAAUGCAGUGUCAAAUUCUCUGUGAUAUCUUGGUGUGGGAAUUUUGAA